Molecule: messenger RNA, 576 nt
Organism: Ylistrum balloti
Lineage: Eukaryota; Metazoa; Mollusca; Bivalvia; Pectinida; Pectinidae
Exons: 1
Coding region: 1-576 (191 amino acids)
Biological process (GO): DNA integration
Molecular function (GO): nucleic acid binding
Source: RefSeq, a predicted model, not a curated record
AUGACACUUGCAUUGGGAGGAUGGCCGAGUGACAAAACGCACCAAGACGAACUUGUGAGACCGUAUUUGGGACUGCGAGGUGAAAUCACCGUGGUUGACGGAUUGUUGUUGAAAGGUGAUAGACAUGUUAUAACGCCUAUUCUAAGGACACAGAUCCUAGAGAAAUUGCACGAGGGCCACUUAGGAAUCGCGAAGUGUCGAGAACGCGCGAAAUCGUCAGUCUGGUGGCAUAGUCUUAGCAGCCAAAUCGAGGACGUGGUAAAUUCUUGCCAUAUCUGUGCCGAGGCAAGGAAUGACUCUGCCGAACCGUUAAUACCAACUCCGCUACCGACACGUCCAUGGCAACGCGCGAGUACAGAUCUCUUCCAUUUCAAAGGGAAAACAUACCUUUUUGUUGUUGACUAUUUCUCACGUUUUGUGGAAAUCGCCAAGUUGUCGUCAACGUCAUCGGAGGAUGUGAUCGUACAUCUCAAAUCCAUAUUUAGCCGUCACGGGAUACCAGAUGUGCUUAUUUCUGAUAACGACCACAGUAGUUUGAAGUCUGAAGUGUUUGUGCGCUUCGCAAAGGAAUUUUAA